This is a messenger RNA of Prunus armeniaca (apricot), 591 nucleotides long. Lineage: Eukaryota; Viridiplantae; Streptophyta; Magnoliopsida; Rosales; Rosaceae. The record is from the annotation of a GenBank genome assembly.
AUGGGCAGGAAAUGCUCACAAUGUGGGAACAUGGGUCACAAUUCAAGGACUUGCGGUGUCAGGCAGCGGCGGCAGAGAGGUGGAGGUGGUGGUGGCCUUAGGCUCUUUGGGGUCCAAGUACUUGACCUAUCUUCUUCUUCUUCCUCAUCUAAUUCUCUAAUUUCCAGGAAGAAGAAGAAUAUAAUAAUUAAGAGAUGUCCUCCGAGCAUGGUCCACUGCUUGUCAUCUGUCGCAGCUUCUUCUCCAACAACACCCUCCUCUUCUACAUCUUCACGCCUUCAAAACAGCGCCUUGAUCGACGAAAAUUCUAAGAAAAUGUAUCCCUCUGAUGGCCUCACAGCAUUACCCCAAGAAAAUAAUAACAAGGGUAUGGCUUGGAGUGAGGAAGAGCACCGAGUGUUUGUGAUGGGGCUAGAAAAGCUCGGUAAGGGCGACCGGAAGGGCAUCUCUCGGCAUUUUGUCACCACAAGAACUCCAACCCAUGUCGCCAGUCAUGCUCAGAAGUAUUUUCUGAGAUUAAACACCCUCAACAAGAAACGACGCCGUCCCAACCUUUUUAUGUUGGCAAAGAUGAACUCUCAGUUCAACUGA